CUGCAGUCUUUCAGCACGGGUUGAGUGAGAAAGAUGUACUAAAUAAAGAUUGAUUGGCUGCAAUCCUUUGGGGUCUCCCACUUGUCAGUGACCUGGGGUGGGGGAAAAUGAAUGGCUGCUUGACUGGGCCUCUGUCCAUUUCCUCCAUUAUUCUCUGCAUGGGAUGGAGCAUUGUUAACCUUAAGCAAGAAACGCAGUGAAUUCCCAGUAACGGCAGACUGUGCAGUCACAGGGAUUCUUAAGUAGCAGUGUCACACGUGAGGCUUUCAAACUUAAAAAAACCUAUUACUAUCAUUAUGGUUGGUUCGUUUGGACUACUGCAGGACAAAGCUCCAUCCUGGAGAGGAUUUUGUGUUUGGCAUUGCAUUGAUUAAUCUCUUUUUCUGCAAAGAUGGCAGUGUGUCGGGUAAAAAAGAACGGGACCCAUAUGUCAGUGGUCUAGGAUGGCCAGUGAAGGCUCCAACAUCCCAAGUCCUGUCGUGCGUCAGAUUGACAAACAGUUUUUGAUCUGCAGCAUAUGCCUGGACCGUUACAAGAACCCCAAAGUACUCCCCUGUCUACAUACUUUCUGUGAGAGGUGCCUACAGAAUUACAUUCCUGCCCACAGCUUGACUCUUUCUUGCCCAGUGUGCCGCCAAACCUCCAUCCUGCCAGAGAAAGGGGUUUCCGCACUCCAGAAUAACUUCUUUAUCACCAACCUAAUGGAUGUCCUGCAACGAACGCCAGACAACAGCAUUGAGGAGUCUUCCAUCUUGGAGACAGUCACAGCUGUUGCUGCUGGGAAACCUCUUACCUGCCCCAAUCAUGAAGGAAAUCUGAUGGAAUUUUAUUGCCAAUCUUGUGAGACAGCCAUGUGCAGGGAAUGUACAGAAGGAGAGCAUGCAGAGCACCCCACAGUACCACUCAAAGAUGUAGUAGAACAACAUAAGGCUUCACUUCAGUCUCAGCUAGAUGCUGUGAACAAAAGGCUUCCAGAGAUAGAUUCUGCACUCCAUUUCAUAUCAGAAAUUAUACAUCAGUUGACCAAUCAAAAGACAAGCAUUGUAGAUGAAAUUCAUUCCACUUUUGAUGAACUCCAGAAGACAUUAAAUGUCCGCAAGAGUGUGCUGCUCAUGGAACUGGAAGUAAAUUAUGGCCUUAAACAUAAAGUCCUGCAAACUCAGCUUGAUACACUACUGGAAGGACAGGAGAAUAUUAAGAGCUGCAGCAACUUUACUGCCCAGGCACUCAACCACGGAACAGAAACUGAAGUUUUACUGGUUAAGAAGCAAAUGAGCGACAAGCUGAAUGACCUGUCUGUACGAGACUUCCCACUGCAGCCCCGUGAAAAUGACCAGUUAGACUUUAUAGUGGAAACAGAAGGGUUGAAGAAGUCCAUUCAUAACCUUGGAACUAUUUUAACCACAAAUGCUGUUGCCUCUGAAACGGUGGCCACAGGUGAAGGACUGAGGCAGACUGUCAUUGGACAGCCUAUGUCGGUCACCAUCACAACCAAGGACAAGGAUGGUGAACUCUGUAAAACUGGGAAUGCUUACCUCACCGCAGAGCUGUGCACCCCUGAUGGAAGUGUAGCAGAUGGAGAAAUACUUGACAAUAAAAAUGGCACUUAUGAAUUUUUGUAUACUGUCCAAAAAGAGGGGGACUUCACCCUCUCGUUGAGACUGUAUGAUCAGCAUAUUAGAGGCAGCCCUUUCAAACUCAAGGUGAUCAGGUCUGCAGACGUAUCCCCGACAACUGAAGGUGUUAAGAGGCGUGUGAAGUCUCCUGGAAGUGGCCAUGUUAAACAAAAGGCGGUAAAAAGACCAGCCAGUAUGUACAGCACAGGCAAAAGGAAAGAGAACCCCAUUGAAGAUGACCUAAUCUUCCGAGUUGGUACCAAAGGCAGAAACAAAGGAGAAUUUACAAAUCUUCAGGGAGUAGCUGCAUCAACAAAUGGAAAAAUAUUAAUUGCAGACAGCAAUAACCAGUGUGUACAGCUCUUUUCUACUGAUGGUCAGUUCAAGAGUCGUUUCGGUAUCCGGGGGAGAUCUCCUGGCCAGUUGCAGCGGCCCACAGGAGUGGCUGUGCAUCCUUGUGGUGACAUUAUUAUUGCUGAUUAUGAUAAUAAAUGGGUUAGCAUCUUCUCUUCUGAUGGAAAAUUUAAGACAAAAAUUGGAUCUGGAAAACUUAUGGGACCAAAAGGUGUUUCUGUUGAUCGCAAUGGACACAUCAUUGUAGUGGACAAUAAAGCCUGUUGUGUGUUCAUCUUCCAGCCAAAUGGGAAAAUAGUAACCAGGUUUGGAAGCCGAGGCAAUGGAGACAAACAAUUUGCAGGUCCUCAUUUUGCAGCUGUCAACCACAAUAAUGAAAUUAUUAUUACAGAUUUCCACAAUCACUCUGUCAAGGUAUUUAACCAGGAAGGUGAAUUCAUGUUAAAGUUUGGGUCUAAUGGGGAAGGAAAUGGGCAAUUUAAUGCACCAACAGGAGUAGCUGUAGAUUCGAAUGGAAAUAUUAUUGUAGCUGAUUGGGGAAACAGUCGAAUACAGGUUUUUGAUGGAAGUGGAUCCUUUUUAUCCUAUAUAAACACAUCUGCUGAUCCGCUUUAUGGUCCCCAAGGCUUGGCCCUAACUUCCGAUGGCCAUGUUGUCGUUGCUGACUCUGGCAAUCACUGCUUCAAAGUGUAUCGAUACUUACAGUAGCAGUUGGAUCAUGCUUAAGAAGUUACUAGUCUCUGAGGGCCAAUGUAGAUCUUUUUGCAUAUGAUGUCUACUUCUUUAAAUAUUUAAAUUUUAAUACGGGAGGAGUUUUCACUUUUAUGUUUUAUUUCCAAAUCUACCUUCUUUACAUCGAACUUGCACCUCAUAUGUUCUGCACUGAAGUCAUCCUAAGGAUUAAUAAAUAAGACCCUCUCUUCUUUCCCGGAUUCAGUGGAAUAAUAGACAUGUGAACUAUGGCUUGUAGAUCAGGCAUUUAUGUAACUAAUUUUUCUGCAAGGGAGAAGGGAAAGUGAAAUGAUUUAAAGGGGUGUAUUUAACAUGUAAAUGGGGAGCUCUUGUUUAAAAGCUUCCAAAUUUGAAAAUUGUUACUGUUAAGCAUUAUUUAUUCCAGCAGGAAGUCUGGGAGUCUUUUAGACCGUGUUGUUGUACUAGGUAUUACAUUUGUAACAUUCUUCUGUCUUAGCAACUGUAGUAAGUAGUUUCUUUUAGUAAUAAAGAUAUAUGGUCAAGUCA
This is a messenger RNA of Heteronotia binoei (common prickly gecko), 3209 nucleotides long. It is a transcript of the gene TRIM2, whose product is annotated as tripartite motif containing 2. The coding region runs from base 444 to 2678 and encodes 744 amino acids. Lineage: Eukaryota; Metazoa; Chordata; Lepidosauria; Squamata; Gekkonidae. The transcript is spliced from 12 exons. Gene Ontology annotation, molecular function: protein binding; translation repressor activity; zinc ion binding. Gene Ontology annotation, biological process: proteasome-mediated ubiquitin-dependent protein catabolic process; protein polyubiquitination; negative regulation of translation. The record is from RefSeq and is a predicted model, not a curated record.